UAAUUGGAAAGCAUCCAUUGAAUAAGAUUUCUAGGAAAAAAUUUGAUUGGCCGACGCACGACACAGUUUCCUAACAUUGCUGCGCAUCUAAAUAAGCGUUAACCACAGCGUUCGAAGUCGAUAGUGGGGAAACAACGGUGCUGCGCUCCGCCUCGACGCCCGGAAGUCGUGAACUGAUCCGACUUCCGGCGUCUCUGAAAUUCCGUGCGUGCACGGAAUGUCACGGAGUUUAGAGUUUCUCGGAUAGGUCCUCUACAGGGGGUUAUCCACGUCUGCUAGCACCUGUUGUACGAUAGUUCCGUGUAAAUGCGAGCGACAACGAACAUGGACCUGACUUGCCAGAAUUCUAGCAUAAGUGCUGAUUAUUUGCUCGGUCAAUUGAACACAGCCAGACAAGAGAUUAAUAAUCUGAGACAACAAGUGAAAAGCCUGAAGUACAUACUCGAUAAAGAUGUUGACAAUAUCAAGCGCCUGUUGGAAAUGCAAAGGCGCGGGGAAGCUCUUCCGCAGUCCAAGCUAAUAUCUUCGGAAGAAGCGAAGCCUGGCACGAGUAAAGAUCAAGAUAUUCUAAGAUUGAAACCCAUCGGCGUCAUCUCCACUUGGUUUCCCAAUAAGAGAGCAACGCCGAGGCAGCCCGGCGUAUGCGGAAAAGUGCCGGGAAAGCUGACACUUUACAAUUCUGUGUUUACAAAUCCGGAUCACGCCUUGCAGGGCUUGCAGGACUUUUCUCAUAUGUGGAUUCUAUUUCACUUUCAUAGAAAUGACUCGACGCACACUCGUGCGAAGGUAGCGCCGCCGAGAUUGAAUGGAGUCAGAACGGGCGUGUUCUCGACGCGUUCUCCGCAUCGACCGUGCCCCAUUGGCCUCAGCCUGGUGAAGAUACUGAAAAUCGAAAACUACACCAUUUACUUCGAGGGUGUCGACAUGGUUAAUCAGACCCCCGUUCUAGAUAUAAAACCGUAUAUACCGCAGUACGACAGUCCGUUGCAUAUCGAGAAACUGGGCAGCAGACUGAGAGAGAACAACGUGAAUGCUUCGGGCACGUUCCACAACAUGGAAGAAACAUUCAGCCUGAGCGAGGGCCCAUCGGUUGCCUCUUUCAACAAUGACACGGACAUGAACAAUGACGAACAGACCGAGCUCGAUGUUUCCAGAGACGAGGAAAUAGCUUUGAGACUCCAAGUGGAAGAAUUCCAAGCUUAUCCGAAUCUCAAUGGUUACGAUAUCGCGAGACAGCAAUCUUUCCAGUUAGCAGAAGCUCACGCCAAUACUUCGUUACAGAAUGACAUUAACGCGGACGUGCAUAGAGGGGCGUAUUUUACGCGAAAUAGAACACCCGACGCGAGGUCCAGCUUGGAUUCGUCUGUCGAGCAUAGCGCGACAUUGAUAGCCGAGUCGCAGACAGACUCUAUUAGAGAUUUAAAUAGUAGAUUACACAGAAUAGACAUAAAUCAUUCUGAUAACGUGGAUUCAACGCGUAUGGGGAGCGACAACGAAAUUAAUUACACCGAAAAUCAGACCUUGCGCAAUUCUAGAUUAUUAGACGGCGCGGAUGGACCGAGCACAGUGUGCGGUACCGACGUAGACCUGGUCAAUCGUCACGUGUUGCACGCCAGAGUCGACAAUUCCCCCGUAAGAAUGGGAAUACGCGAGGCGCCCGAUGGAGAGGAAGGCCUCGAGUCUCAAACCCUGACGCCCUCGCGCACUCUGCCAGACAUUCACGCCGCGACAGCUGUGUCGUCCGGGUCGAUAAGCGCGGCGACGGAGAGUAAUUUUGCCGAGAUACGGGUACCAGACUGGAUCGCGCAGCCCCGCACGGCAACGCUGUCCGUCAUCUUCAACGAGCGCGCCUUGAUGCAAUUAAGUGAGAUCUUGGACGACAAAGUUGACGAGCAAAAGCAAGCUAUAGAAAGUGUACUGAGGGAAGACCCUAGGUCAGUGUACUUGAGACAGAGAUGGGGAGGCAAUCAGUUCUAUACCUUUUUGAUACACGACCUGCACAUCACAUGCCGAUUCGACGACGGCCGAGGUGUCGUCACUGUAUUCCAAGUCCGGCACGCGGGUCGCACCUGCGAUUGUGGCGAGCCUGAAUGGCAAUGCUUGGGACACUCUCCUUUAUCUUAGUCUAAUAAAUUGGAAAAGAAACAAAGAGAGUAUAAAUAUAUUAGAAAGGAGACGGGCGAGAGAGAUAAAAUUCCAUCGUUGUAUGUACGUCGUGAUUUAGUAUAAAAACUAGCGCAAUUGUUAUUUAUUUACUUUUAUGUAUUUUUAAGUAGAGCACAUUUUACUCUUGUGAAAUAAUUUGACCUUUUCGUAAGAGCUAUCCAGAGCUGAGGGCAUUUAUUACAAGAUGAAAGUAACUUUAUGAAACGUCUCGUAUUUUAAGUGUAACUUUUAUGCAAGCGUACGAGUUCCUAUAUUUUGUUAUUACGUGCAAUUACAAUUUAUAUCAUUUAUAUUACAAAGGAUUUACACGAAGUAAAGACAGCAUAAAAAAAAGAA
Vollenhovia emeryi is the source of this 2502-nucleotide messenger RNA. RefSeq lists its product as uncharacterized. The record is from RefSeq and is a predicted model, not a curated record. Lineage: Eukaryota; Metazoa; Arthropoda; Insecta; Hymenoptera; Formicidae. The transcript has 3 exons. Bases 307 to 2124 code for a protein of 605 amino acids.